AUGGACUCAAAAGACUCAGACAAGCGAAAGCUCGAGGAUGACGAUCACUCCAGCCCAAAUCCGAAGCAAAGGAAGGUGAUUGGACCUUCUCUUCCCCCCACAGGUUCGACAGCCCCGACAGACACGGGCUCAGGCUCAGCGGAUAGCGACACAGGCAGUGACAGCGAUGACGACUUCGGUCCCUGCCUACCUCCUUCAAAUCCUUUGCCGGGGUCUGCUCCACCAGUUGCCGACUCUUCCAUUGCGGUGGAGUCACCAGAGGUGACCCAACCAGAAAAGGAGAAUCAACGAGAUCAAUGGAUGCUACAUCCUCCUUCUCAAUCCGACUGGACCUCAAAGAUCGACCCUACACAGCUCCGGAAUCGUAAAUUCAACACCGGAAAGUCAGCAACGGGGCCCAAGAAUAUGGAUUCUUCGUGGGUUGAGUCUCCGGAGGAAAGAAUGAAGCGACUCCAAGAUUCAGUGAUGGGGGUUGGUUCCACGACAAAACAGACCCAGGUCCAAGGAUCCAACACGAAAUCCAAGGAAGACCAGAUCAAACGGUUUAAUGAGAAGAACAGGAAACAGACCCGUUUGGAGAGCUCUGAUCAAGCCAAGGAAGAGGAUGACGACCCAAGUGCGCGUGCAUUUGAUCGCGAAAAGGAUAUGGCUGUCGCUGGCAAAAUUUCUAGUGCACAGCGCCGAGAGAUGGUGAAGAAAGCCGCAGACUACAACACUCGGUUUUCCAAGGGGAGCUUCUUAUGA
Messenger RNA from Penicillium brevicompactum, 744 nucleotides. Its product is annotated as GPALPP motifs-containing protein 1. The record is from RefSeq and is a predicted model, not a curated record. NCBI's taxonomy places the organism in Eukaryota, Fungi, Ascomycota, Eurotiomycetes, Eurotiales, Aspergillaceae. The transcript has 2 exons. Bases 1 to 744 code for a protein of 247 amino acids.